This is a messenger RNA of Penaeus chinensis, 783 nucleotides long. RefSeq names its product endoplasmic reticulum chaperone BiP-like. The record is from RefSeq and is a predicted model, not a curated record. Gene Ontology annotation, cellular component: nucleus; membrane; cytoplasm. NCBI's taxonomy places the organism in Eukaryota, Metazoa, Arthropoda, Malacostraca, Decapoda, Penaeidae. Gene Ontology annotation, molecular function: ATP hydrolysis activity; heat shock protein binding; ATP binding. Gene Ontology annotation, biological process: endoplasmic reticulum unfolded protein response; protein refolding; cellular response to unfolded protein.
AUCCGGAGGAACUCCGCCAUUCCCGCCAAGAAGUCCCAGAUCUUCUCGACGGUCGUCGACAACCAGGAGAUGAUCACCUUCCGGGUGUUCGAGGGCGAGCGCCCCCUUACCAAAGACAACCACUUCCUGGGCGAGUUCACCCUCAGGCUGCAGCCGGCGCCCCGAGGUGUGCCCCAGAUAGAGGUGACCUUCGAGGUCAACACCGACGGCAUCCUGCGCAUCUCGGCGCUGGACACGGGCACCGGCAGGAGGGAGGAGCUCACCAUCACGAACGACGAGAAGCGCCUCUCCAAGGAGGACAUCGAGAGAAUGGUGAGAACGUCGCAGGACCUCGUCGACGAGGACACCAAACUCCACGAAUGGCUCAACUCGAGGAACAACUUCGAGUUCUACGCCUACCAGGUCAAGGGCCGCAUCUUCAAGGAGGGGGCGGCGCUGUUCGAGGACGAGAAGAAUGCCGCCGAAAGAGCGAUCGAGGAGAAGCUGCGGUGGCUGCAGGACCACCCCGACGCGGCCAUCGACCAAGUCCUCGCCCAGAGGAAGGAGCUGGAGAAGGUCGUGGAGCCGAUCGUCGCCAAAAUCGACAAAAAGGAUGAGUUGUGAGGCCGCCAAAGGCUCUUCCCAAUCCUGCGUCUCAAAAGUGAGCUUUGCUUGUGUGACUGUGAUUGUUUUGUACGAACGGCGAGCGAUGCGUGGCGCUUGCGUGUGGUGAGUGAGACAGCGAAGUGUGCCGCUGCGUGAUGCGAACUUUACUAAUAAAGAAAUUUGCUGCUCAGGCAAAUA